UGUAAAUGUGUGUUUGUUUGGUCUAGAUGUGGCUGAUAUGCAGUGUAGAGAGAACUGGUGCAGACUGGUUGACUCUGCUGCUGUGCGCUCGGCACUGACUAUCAUAAUAAUGACUGGAGCGGGGACUCUCACAUGUGUGUAAAGCCUUCUCUGGUAAAUGAUUAGUAAGUUGCCCCUUUUGCACCGUCACUUUUCUGUUUAAACACUACAGUUUCAUCAGCCCUCCUAUGAUUUUUUGCUUUUGAGUGGCGUUAAUCUGCACAGAGCCACGAAGACACAAGACACCGGUUUGCGUUCGUAGGGAAUAUUCCAGUGCGGUCCAGCAAACUGCGUUCUGUUGUAGUUUAUGACUGAUCGGAGAGUAAAGCUGUGUCGUUUAUAUAUCGUCAGCCUAAUGCUAAAGUUACCUAGUCGGUGUCGAAACACAAUGGCUUGGACGCCGUUAAAAACGACGUCUCCCGCGCGAGCGAAGCGCAGAUUUGUCUCAAACAGUGUUCCCGUUCCUGCAACGGCAACUGGAUGAAAUGUGUUCAGUUUCUCUGGACUUAAUGAAGUGCAUGGCGGAAUUUCUCAAACGUCAAUGCCGAUGACGUUGAUAGGAGACAGAAUGUUUACCCUCACAGAAGUUGCCUCUUUAAAUGACAUCCAGCCAACUUAUCGUAUACUGAAACCAUGGUGGGACGUCUUUAUGGAUUACCUGGGUGUGGUCAUGCUUAUGCUGGCCAUAUUUGCAGGCACCAUGCAGUUAACCAAAGAUCAGGUGUUUUGCCUUCCUGUUCUAGAAUCGUGGGAAGACCCUAACUCCAUACCCACAGAAAGGCAACAAGAGAAAGCUUUUGGCUCAGGGGGGGGAGGAGGCCAUGUGACUUUGGCAAGUAAAGAACAAACCGACAGUGUUGUCCACCAGAUACACUUCCCACACCUGUCUGCUGUCAGUCAUCCUCAGCCUAUGGGUCUACGAACAAACCUGGAUUUUCAGCAGUAUGUCUUUGUUAAUCAGAUGUGCUACCAUGUUGCCCUCCCCUGGUAUUCGAAGUACUUUCCAUAUCUCGCUCUCAUUCACACCAUUGUACUUAUGGUAAGCAGUAACUUUUGGUUCAAGUAUCCAAAGACCAGUUCCAAAAUUGAACAUUUUGUGUCUAUUUUGGCUAAGUGUUUUGAGUCUCCUUGGACGACCAAGGCAUUGUCUGAGACCGCCUGUGAAGACUCCGAAGAGAAUAAGCAGCGAUUGACAGGAGCCUCUACAUUACCAAAGCAUCUUUCCACCAGCAGUGAAGAGGGAAGUCCAAAUCAGUCUACACCCAUGCUUGCAAAAUCUAGCAUUAAGUUUUCUGCAGAGAAGCCAGUCAUUGAUGUCCCAAGCAUGACAAUACUUGAUAAAAAGGAUGGCGAGCAAGCUAAAGCCCUUUUUGAGAAAGUGAGGAAAUUCCGUGCACAUGUUGAGGAUAGUGACUUGAUCUACAAAUUUUAUGUUGCUCAAUCUAUAAUAAAAACAGUCAAAUUUAUUUUGAUCCUGUGUUACACUAUGACUUUUGUCACCUCCAUUAAUUUUGACCAUGACUGUAAGCCAGAUAUUAAACAUUUAACUGGAUACACCAAAUUUAAAUGUACCCAUAACAUGGCUUUCAUGUUGAAAAAGCUUCUUGUUAGCUACAUUGUCCUCAUUUUUGUUUAUGGCUUGGUUUGCAUUUACACUCUUUUUUGGCUGUUUAGGCGGCCUCUUAAAGAGUACUCCUUUGAGAAAGUUAGAGAAGAAAGCAGUUUUAGUGAUAUUCCAGAUGUGAAGAAUGACUUUGCUUUUCUCCUUCACAUGGUGGACCAGUAUGACCAGUUGUACUCAAAACGUUUUGGUGUCUUUCUCUCAGAGGUAAGCGAGAAUAAACUGCGGGAAAUCAGCUUAAACCACGAGUGGACAUUCGAGAAACUACGGCAACAUGUGACUUGCAAUGCACAAGAGAAGCUUGAGCUGCAUCUUUUCAUGCUUUCAGGUGUGCCUGAUGCAGUCUUUGACCUCACUGAUUUAGAGGUCCUGAAACUAGAGCUCAUCCCAGAGGCUCGUAUCACAGCAAAAAUUUCCCAGAUGAUCAACCUCCAUGAGUUGCACUUUUACCACUGCCCUGCCAAAGUUGAACAGACUGCAUUCAGUUGCCUCCGCGAUCACCUCCGGUGCCUUCAUGUCAAGUUUACAGACGUAGCAGAGAUUCCCACUUGGGUUUAUAUGCUAAAGAACCUGAGAGAGCUUUACUUGGUGGGAAACUUGAACUCCGAGAAUAAUAAAAUGAUUGGAUUGGAGUCCCUCAGGGACCUGAGGCAUCUGAAGAUCCUACAUCUCAAGAGCAACCUUACCAAGAUUCCGACUAACAUUACAGACUUAUCACCCCAUCUGAUCAAACUUGUGGUACACAAUGAUGGCACAAAACUUGUGGUAUUAAAUAGCUUGAAAAAGAUGAUGAACCUUGCUGAGCUUGAGCUCCAUAAUUGUGAACUGGAGAGGAUACCGCAUGCAAUUUUUAGUUUGACCAGUCUACAGGAGUUGGACUUGAAAUCGAACCACAUUCGUACCAUUGAAGAGGUCAUCAGCUUUCAGCACCUCAAACGGCUUAACUGCCUCAAACUGUGGCACAAUAAAAUUAUCUCCAUUCCAUUGUCCAUAAGCCAUGUCAAAAACCUAGAGUUCCUCUAUCUUUCCCAUAACAAACUAGAGACCUUGCCUACAACUCUCUUUAAUAUUCUUAAACUAAGAUACCUGGAUGUCAGUCAUAACUCAAUUGUAGUGAUUCCUCCCGAUGUGGGCUUUCUCCAGAAUCUACAGCACUUUGCCAUCACAGGAAACAAAGUAGAAGUGGUUCCCAAGCAGAUGUUCAAAUGCACAAAGUUGCGUACCUUGUCUCUUGGGCACAAUUGCAUUACUUCGCUGUCAGAGAAAAUUGGCCAGCUAUUGCAGCUGACUUAUCUUGAGCUGAAGGGGAACUGCCUGGAUCGCCUGCCAGCACAGCUUGGACAAUGUCGUCUUUUGCGACGAAAUGGUCUCAUUGUAGAGGACCACCUUUUUGAUUCACUGCCCCUAGAGGUCAAAGAGAGCAUCAGUCAGGAAACCAAUGCUACAUUUGCUAAUGGAGUGUGAUUGUGGAUCAGAAAAGAAAAAAUCUCCAUUGAAUGUUCUGUUAUGGUCAAGUUUCUCAAGUAGAACUGAAUUAUGAUGAAGGGGAAAAUCAAUGUUUCCAUGCUGCUGCCUUUAAAGGUUUUGUCUAUAAAAUAAAUCUGUCCAGGACUGCAUGCAUGAAUGGAUGUUCUAGGUGUAAAGAAAGAUUGAAGAAUGAAAGCUGAGGUUAACAUUUGUUAUUACUGUCUUAACAGGCCAAAACAAAUAGCCAGUAUGCCAAUAAGAACCCAUUUGCGGACUACAACUAUGCUUAGUGCAUAAAAGAAGAAAUUUUUAUUAGUUGUCCAUGUUACAGUGUUGAUAUAAAGCAGGUGGUCCCUAAUACAACACUGAUAUUUUACUGUUAUUUUGUUUCCUGUAGCUUUCGAUAAAUUUAUGUUUUCACCAGCUAUUAUCAGCAAAGUCUGCAUCAUAAUGUACAUUUUGGUGCUGCUAACGAUUGUGUUUAUUGUUUGGGAGAACCCAGAACAACUGACAAUUUAGUUAACCACAACUCUUUUGACAAAAAUUGUAAAAGGAUUGAAAGAAGUGUCUUGGGUAGCAAAAUAAAAAGUUCAUUGAAAAGUGAUUUAGAUAAAACCUGAAUGUUAACGUUAUCAGAGUAACCAUACUGUAUAUUUAGAGGUUGAAUUAAAUGCAGAUAUAACUCUUUAGUUAAGGUCCCAUCUUUCUGUAAUGAGAUUUUCUCAACCUGUUCAGUUUCUAGUGACUAAAUAUAUUUAACUCAAUAACAAUGUUUUCAAUUUAACAUUAAUUUGUGAUUUUGUGGCAACAUUUGAUGAUGCAUGUACUAAAGGUACAAGUUUUGGCAAUAAAAUAACCUUUUCCUAUUAA
Messenger RNA from Myxocyprinus asiaticus (Chinese sucker), 3997 nucleotides. Its product is annotated as volume-regulated anion channel subunit LRRC8D-like. The coding region runs from base 581 to 3124 and encodes 847 amino acids. The transcript has 2 exons. Gene Ontology annotation, molecular function: protein binding. The record is from RefSeq and is a predicted model, not a curated record. NCBI's taxonomy places the organism in Eukaryota, Metazoa, Chordata, Actinopteri, Cypriniformes, Catostomidae.